Molecule: messenger RNA, 336 nt
Organism: Enterobius vermicularis (human pinworm)
Lineage: Eukaryota; Metazoa; Nematoda; Chromadorea; Rhabditida; Oxyuridae
Source: the annotation of a GenBank genome assembly
AUGGUUGACUCAAUACAAAAUCUAAACAAGCCUAAAGAUGCCUUUGAACAAUUGGAGGAUGAAGAGGGAACUCGUCAGGGCUUCUGUCAUAUUCGAAUCCAGCAACGUACGGGCAGGAAGACAAUUACCACUGUUCAAGGUAUUGCUCCGGAAUAUGAUUUAAAGAAAAUAGUUCGUUAUUUAAAGAAGGAAUACAAUUGUAAUGGUACGACCGUAGAUCAUCCCGAAUACGGAGAAGUAAUUCAAUUAACUGGAGAUCAGAGGCAGCAUAUUAAAGAUUUCCUUUGUAAAGUUGGGAUUGUAAAGGAGGAGAAUUGCAAGUUGCAUGGGUUUUGA